Amoebophrya sp. A120 is the source of this 4511-nucleotide messenger RNA. The record is from the annotation of a GenBank genome assembly. NCBI's taxonomy places the organism in Eukaryota, Dinophyceae, Syndiniales, Amoebophryaceae.
AGCUACCUGUUGUGCGCCUCUAAAUAGUCGAGUCGUACCCCGACCUCGUUCUUGCUGUAGUUUUGCCGAUUAUCAUUAGUUAGUUGUGUGCAAGCCCAGCCGUCAAAUAUCCGAAACAAUUUGAGUUGAGCAUGUUCACUCUGUAUGAACUACCCCGUUUGUCGCAACUCACCAUGUUUCCGCUAGACCCCGCACCGUAGUCCAGCCGGAAAAAUGGCUGAAGAGAAGGACGUUCGGUCGAACACUCCCGCCCAAUCUCCUUCCGUUCUCACAGAUCUUCGCAGCGCUGCUUCUUCUUUUCUCGACGUGAGGACCACUGGUGCCGCAAACGACCCGGAUAUCGCCGCGGUCACGGCGGGGGUGACACCGGAACGACCCUGGUAUUCCGUUUGUGCCGAGAAGGUGAGAAUAUGCUGUGCCAAGUUAGCGGGCCGGUACCCGGUUGAUACCAACUGCCCAAAAUGCGGAGCGCCGGUAUUAUAGAUGUGUGUGAUCAUGCUUGGCAAACGUUCUUAAAAUUCACGAAAUUGAAACUGUUCACGAUCCGAAAUCGGAGUCCAUUUGCAAUACAGAUUUUUCGAGAAGCGGUAGUACUUAGUCCAACAACAUCCUGAUGAGAAACUUCGAAUGCCUCCGUCUGAGUCCAACACAAACUCAUGAUGGAUACGCAGAAUAUUGUCCAUGCUAAUGCUGAGAAUGUUGUGACAUAGCCAUAGAAAUCUGUGAUGUGCUUUCUCCCAUGACAAAAAAAUCUUGUCAUGGGGAUGAUCCUGCACGAAAUUCGAAUCCCUCAGCUAGGUUGCAGGUUCUUUCGUCAGAAAUUAACCGUAUCUGCAUCCUCGUUUCGGCGAUUCUAAAAUAGCUUGGAUCUCUGCCUUCGGAUGGGCGAAGACCUCGAUUUUUCUGUGGUCUGAGCACGUCCGGCACUUUGGUAAAACACCGGUGUAAUUGGUGGGUCCUACAAGAUGUUGUCACUGGUAUUUAGCUGUUUUCAGCUGUACUGCGCAUGACAAAAAGCGCAUCUCUUGCGGAGAGCUGCAAGAGAGAAUGAAACAAUGAUGAAGCAAAAUUUGACGAACGAUUUCUGAUUCAUUGCAAAGUGAGGAGAAAUCCAGAUUCAGUACCGCUAUCUGACAGAAAUAUUUUAGGGGAAUCUGUAUUGCAGAAGCCACUUAACAUGGCAGUAAAGAGGAGCGAUCAUUACUUACAUCUCUGCUCGUGUUAGCAAGAAUGAUGAAGCAAAAUUUGACGAACGAUUUCUGAUUCAUUGCAAAGUGAGGAGAAAGCCAAUAAUUCAGUACCGCUAUCUGACAAGGAAGAAACCUGUAUUGCGUCUUGCCUCAUGAAAAAUGGUUUCCUUAAUGUCGAACUGCAUGAGGCAAGUCAAAAUCAAGACCAAACUCUUAUCCAGGUUUCCGGUAAUCCGUGGCAGCGGGUUUCCUGUCCUGAAUGUGGAAAGGAUUUUACCUGUCCGCCGGACAAUUUCACACCAGCUGUAAUGGACGCAGACGACAUCUGGGGAAAUGGUAUUGCAUUUGUUGUUUUCUGCAUGACAGAUCCUAUCUUUCUUUGCAGUUCCGCAUGAAAAAUCUCUACCUAGAGGUUCUAAAACCGAGCAUCAUAGUACCCCACGUGGUUUUCUUGGGAUUCGUCUUGCGGUUUCCGCGAGACGAGUCUCUUUCUCAUACCCUUGGGAUCUCCAAUCGCUCAAAAAGAAUCCGAACUCUCGCCUCUCGAAUUCGCUUGCGUUUUUUCCUUCAUAUGCAAGCGAGUAUCCAAAGCAAGGGACAAUUCUCUUUGAAUUCAAUUUUUGCUCUCUGUAACAGUACGAGAUCUAUCUCCGCAUGGGAGUUCUCUCUGGGCAUGCGUACUAAAAGACCUACUGUCUCCAGCAUAUCCGGCUCUGCAGUUAUUCUUUUUUAUGCUAGCCGGCUACAUUGGGACGCAGAAAAAGCUUCGGGUCACGCGGGUAGCACCGCCGUGAAUCUCAUGGUGUGUUACUUUCAGACUCUGAAAACAGUCGGCACAGCUCCAUAUUGGAAAGUAUCUCUGGUGCAUACAGGCUGGCAAUGAGCGCAGAUUCUCGUCGUGCAGCGGCUUAGCGCCUGAGAAUUGAACGUUCGGCGAUACACUAGAACGCAUUGUGCGGUCUUGAGCAUAUCCGAUGACAAGUUUCUCUUUCGUAGCUUCAUACGGCUACAACAAGACCUAAAAUAGAGGACGCAAGUGUAACGGGGAGCAGAGUUUAUUUCUUGAUACUCUAGCUCUUAUCCUUUUUCUUGCGGACAAAGCAUAAUAUUACACCAUUCCCACUGAACUUCGCGCCUGCUUCUGCUUUUGCCUGGCAUUGAUGUGAAUAAAGUAUCUUUGUGUACAGACAGUGUGGCAAUGAUCGUUCUCGUGCAGCUGCGUCGCGCCUGAGAAUUGAAUGUUCGCCAUUCUACCAAAAGGCAUAAGUAAUUAUGCGGUCUUGAGCAUAUCCGAUGACAAGUUUCCCUUUCGUAGCUUCAUACGGCUACAACAAGACCUAAAAUAGAGGACGCAAGUGUAACGGGGAGCAGGGUUCAUUCCUUGAUACUCUAGCUCUUAUCCUUUUUCUUGCGGACAGAAUGCAGAUCCAUCUACUAAAAAACAGGCGAGCGUUCCGCCAAGAUGCUGGAUGAAAUAAGGGAUUACAUGGAUAAAGAGAAGGAAAACGAGAAAGCGCGGGCGAAAUCGAAUUCCCCCUCCGUCUCCAAAGCCUCCACUCUACUCCACGACGACCGGGAUAAAAAUUACGAUAUUCACGAAAAUAACUUAGAAGACCUCCACCCCCACCCAGCUGCGUCGGUGAUUCGGAAAACGCAUAGAGUGUUGUUUCCAGAAAGAUACGAAAAUGUCGAAAAGUACCUGCAAGAUAGACCUAGUGAGGCGACAGGAGAACAAGAAAGGAAGAAAAAGUCACCUAAAGCCACCACUGCUAGUUCCAAGGGAAAGAGGAAAGACAACAGCGGCCGCGGGCCGUUUCGCAGCUCAGUAGGUGGGUAUAGUCUGAACGGCGGGUCGAUAUCGAUUAACAGAAGAUCAUCUUCCAUUCGCGGAGACGAGGACCGUGGUUUCUUGGGUAGUAAGGGUAAAGAUACUUCUGCCCUAGUGUACCACCAGCAGCAGGAACAACUGCAAAACGACCGCGCCAAACUGACAAAGCAGAUUUCAUCUUCCGAAGAAGAUAUUAUCGACUACGAAAGGGAUUUCGCGAAAGCCCGCAGCAGCCUGAAACUAGCCGAAGAGUCCUUGGGCGUGGCGAUUGGGCGGAAGAGUAGACGGAGCACUGAUAGAAAUAGCCGUAGUAUCAAAUGUAAAAAUGUCUGGGUCUGGAAGAUUGCGAGGUUUGUCAUGCACAUUUUGCAUGACUCCUGAUGGCUGUGAUGCAUGCCCUAGCAUCACAGAUUUUGUGAGGCCUUCCUGAUGCCUACACCGCAUGACAAAUGCUCUUUCCGUGUAGCAAAACCUGGACUCUCUUUGCUGCUCAUGCAAUACAGAUUUUUUUAGAAUCCAAAAUCAGCAUGACAAGUUGGAUUCUUCCAGACCCAGACAUUUUUACAGUUGAUACGUAGACGAGGAACAAACUCUAACGCGAUGAACAGGAGACCGCCGUCGUCCACUACCGCCUCGACUGCUGCUAAUAUCUCAGCUCAACAAAUGCAAAGCUUCCACACCGGCGCGAUUGGGAAGCAGGGGCACGCCAAGAUCCCGCCAUUGCGAGGUAGUUCGUUCUUCGCGAUGAGGGAGCGAGCCCGGGAAAGCAAGGCUGAAAGUCUCAUAGAUGAGAUCGAGGGGGAGAUAGGAAUGGAGCUGGAAAGCAAGCCCAAUAGUGGGAGCGUGGCUGUGAAGAAACAGGGGGUGAAUCCAAACGAGCAGCCGGAGGGGUCCGAUGACGGGACCUGGUUCGGUGGGCUAUUUUGAUAUGCGCAGACGCGGUCUUUUUUCGUGUAUAGAAAUGUUGGUGUCUGCUUGGGAAAAUCCUGUGGUAGUUCAAGAUCAGAGAGUUCAAGAUCAGAGAUUCUCCUAUGCGAUUCAGACAGCGCGGCCCGCUAGAGCUUUUUUCCUCUUCCGGGAAGGAAAGCUCUACCUGUGCGGACCGUGUUCACAAUAGUCGCUACAAGAAACUACACGGCUUGUUUGGAUAAACACAAAGUAGAGCUGCCUGUGGAUAUGAUUUUGGCGUUUUGUAAUUCCAGCUUCCCCCAGGCAGUUCGCCCUUCGCUCUGCGAUUCGCGUUUUCACGUCGCGUUUUGCGGAGUAAAUGGGUUUUGUGGGCCGUACAAUUUUUUAUUUUUUCUGAUUCUCGUUCUUGUGACUGUCGCUGUCCCGUGCGCAACACAUUCAAAUCCAAGGACCGCAACGAUUUUGAAGACAAGACUGUGUACACUACGAAAGUUUUGCACCGCCGGUGGAUGAUAUCAACACUUUAAGAUCCGGAAUCGCGUUGGUAGUUGGAGAAAGGAAAAAUUUCGAAUAUGUUUAAAGAU